AUGGAACAACCGAUCCCAGGAGCAGCGAUGGGGAGAGCCAAAUUCAGAGAAAGCGAAAGGGAUGCCGGCGAAUGCCGCCUCUUCGUCGAAAACCUCCAAGGAGCAGCGCUUGAAUGGUUCUCCCGCCUGAAGCGGAAUUCCAUUGGAAGCUUUCGCAAACUCGCCUUGGAGUUUCUCAAGCAGUACUCUAUGUUCAUAGACCGAGAAACCUCCGAUGUCGAUCUUUGGAGCAUGUCCCAAGGAGAGGACGAGCCCCUCCGUGACUUAAUAAAACUAUUUAAGAUUGUCAUGGCUAGAGUCAGCGGAAUAAGCGACAAAGUGGCACCACGUACGAUUCAAAACGCGCUCCAUAAGGCCACGGACUACAUAACCAUCGAAGAAGAGACGAAAAUCUUAUCUCAAAAACAGAAGCUCAAGAAAACUUCAUUGAAGGACCCCGGGUCGGAUCAGAAAUAUAAAAGAAGAAACCCUCAUAACAACAAAAACGUCCAUCAUGGGGAAGAGGAGACCCAGGGAGCGCAUAACUACGCCAUCAAUUCUGGACCAGAGCAAGGCCGGACAAUGGGAAAUACAUGGACCCGUAAUCCGAAUUACGACGAGAACUCCUUCUGCGAAUUUCAUCAGGCCUGCGGCCAUUCGACCAUAAACUGCAAGGUUCUCAGUGCCAGGUUUGCCGCAAAGCUGCUCGCAGGAGAACUCGCCGAAGUAUCUAACGUAAAAAAUCUCAUCUGCGACUCAAACUAUCCUCCGAGAAACGAUAAAGCGCCUCAAACCGAGAACGAUACCAUCUCUGCCAUCAUCGCUUAUGAGCACAAGGCUGAGAUAAGCGCAAAUUCGCUAACCUGGUACGCGCCUAGCGACUUCCCAAAAGGAGUGAUCAAUUUCGAUGAACAAGAGGCCGGCAGGAUCGAUCAGCCCCACUGCGACCCCCUCGGGAUCGAUCUCGUGAUAAGAGAUCUCGAGGUCGUGAGAGUUCUCAUCGACACGGGCAGCACGGUCAACGUCAUCUUCCGCAACACUCUUAAGAGAAUGAACGUCGAGCUAGGAGAAGUCGUACCAUCCCCCAAGCCGCUAACCAGUUUAGAGGGCACGACCUCUAUGACUCUCAGAUCGAUAAAACUAUUCAUUACGGCAAAAGAAAUCACGAAGAUCGUCGAUUUCGCAGUCGUUGACCACCCAACCAUCUACAACGUCAUCAUGGGCACACCUUGGCUGAACGCCAUGAAAGCAGUCCCGUCGACUUAUCACUUAGUCAUCAAAUUCCCGAAUCAUAGCGGAACUGCCGCAAUAUGGGGAUCCCAGACAAAGUCGAGAUGCUGCUUCCUGGCCGAACACAAACCACGGCAAAUCACGACCGUCUAG
Brassica oleracea var. oleracea is the source of this 1362-nucleotide messenger RNA. RefSeq lists its product as uncharacterized. NCBI's taxonomy places the organism in Eukaryota, Viridiplantae, Streptophyta, Magnoliopsida, Brassicales, Brassicaceae. The coding region runs from base 1 to 1362 and encodes 453 amino acids. The record is from RefSeq and is a predicted model, not a curated record. The transcript has 3 exons.